AUGAAUCUCGACGAGAAAUCUUUCCAAGAGGUGGAGCAUCGCUACAAGCCCAGUGCAUUCGCAGCCAAGCCAUGCAAUCUCCUCGUGGGAGAUGCCACAUAUCCGCCCCAAUCCUCCACGAUGCUGCGGUUUCCACUGGAUAGAAACGCAAGGUCUGACGAUGGUGACAAAGACCUGGUGUCGGGGAUGGCUUUGGAGACCGCCGAGGAAAUGCGGCGGAUCAUGGACAAGACGCACAACAUCCGGAACCUCUCGGUGAUUGCGCAUGUCGAUCACGGGAAAUCCACACUCACGGAUUCGCUGGUCGCGGCCGCUGGAUUCAUCUCGCUCGACAACGCCGGCAAUGUCCGCAUGACCGAUACGCGCAAGGACGAGGCGGAUCGCGGGAUCACGAUCAAGUCCACGGGGAUUUCCCUCUUGUACACGAUGCCGGACGCGGCCCUGAAAGAUUUCCGGGGGAGCCGCGACGGGAACGAGUACCUGAUCAACCUUGUCGACUCUCCCGGGCACGUAGAUUUCUCCUCCGAGGUCACCGCGGCGCUGAGGAUCACCGAUGGCGCUCUGGUGGUGGUCGACUGCGUGGAAGGGGUUUGCGUCCAGACCGAGACUGUUCUACGGCAGGCGCUGGGAGAGAGGAUCAAGCCCGUCCUGGUCGUCAACAAGAUGGAUCGCUGCUUCCUGGAGCUCCAGCUCGACGGAGAGGAGGCUUACCAGACUUUCCAGCGCGUGAUCGAGAACGCCAACGUGAUCUUGUCGACUUACGAGGACAAGCUUCUCGGCGAUGUCCAGGUCUACCCGGAGAGAGGCACGGUGGGCUUUGGGGCUGGUUUGCACGGCUGGGGCUUCACUCUCACGACCUUCGCGAAGAUGUAUGCGUCGAAGUUUAAGGUGGACGAGAAGAAGAUGGUCGAGAAGCUGUGGGGCGAGAACUAUUUUGAUCCUGCGACAAGGAAGUGGACGACCAGGAACACUGGCUCUCCCACUUGUACGCGUGGGUUCGUGCAGUUCAUCUACAAUCCUAUCAAGCAGAUCAUCGACAUCGCGGUGAACGACCAGAUGGACAAGCUCUUGCCAAUGCUUCAGAAGCUUAACGUUACCUUGAAGGGCGAAGACAAGCAAAAAUCCGGGAAAGCUCUAAUGAAGCGUGUCAUGCAACUGUGGCUGCCCGCGAGCGAUGCGCUGCUGGAAAUGAUCAUCUACCACCUCCCGUCACCAGUGGUGGCCCAGAAGUAUCGCGUGGAAAAUCUCUACGAGGGGCCUUUGGACGACAAGUACGCUGCUGCCAUCAGGAACUGUGAUCCUAAGGGUCCUCUUAUGGUCUACGUUUCCAAGAUGAUCCCGGCUAACGACAACGGCCGGUUCUACGCUUUUGGAAGAGUCUUCUCGGGCACUGUGGCUACGGGGAUGAAAGUGCGUAUCAUGGGACCGGCGUAUGUUCCCGGGGGGAAGACUGACUUGUACGUGAGGAGCGUCCAGAGGACACACAUCUGGAUGGGAAAGAAGCAAGAAACGGUGGAUGACGUCCCCUGCGGCAACAACGCUGCCAUGGUCGGGCUGGACCAGUUCAUCGUCAAGAAUGCCACCCUGACCAACGAGAGUGAGGUGGACGCUCAUCCGAUCCGGGCCAUGAAGUUCUCGGUCUCUCCAGUCGUCCGG
Messenger RNA from Selaginella moellendorffii, 1656 nucleotides. Its product is annotated as elongation factor 2. Gene Ontology annotation, biological process: translational elongation. The record is from RefSeq and is a predicted model, not a curated record. The transcript has 5 exons. NCBI's taxonomy places the organism in Eukaryota, Viridiplantae, Streptophyta, Lycopodiopsida, Selaginellales, Selaginellaceae. The annotation marks the transcript as partial. Gene Ontology annotation, cellular component: cytosol; ribonucleoprotein complex. Gene Ontology annotation, molecular function: ribosome binding; GTP binding; translation elongation factor activity.